Messenger RNA from Macroventuria anomochaeta, 1244 nucleotides. RefSeq lists its product as uncharacterized. Gene Ontology annotation, biological process: regulation of transcription by RNA polymerase II; positive regulation of DNA-templated transcription. The transcript has 3 exons. Bases 27 to 1244 code for a protein of 405 amino acids. The record is from RefSeq and is a predicted model, not a curated record. Gene Ontology annotation, cellular component: DUBm complex; SAGA complex. NCBI's taxonomy places the organism in Eukaryota, Fungi, Ascomycota, Dothideomycetes, Pleosporales, Didymellaceae. Gene Ontology annotation, molecular function: transcription coactivator activity.
CUUGGACUGCCUGCUGCACUGCCGACAUGUCUGAGGAUGCAGCCGUGGAGUCUGCGUCGGGCUUGCCCUCAGACACAUUACCAGAGCUGAGCUCAUUGCUAAGCACAUGCGGAAUGCAGAUCCAAGAUAUCCUCGAGGACACACUGUCGAACAUCGUCCUCCAGACGGCGCUAUCAUGCCACCGCUCUGAGAAGCUUCUUCGUAUGCAGUCCGCUGCAACGCAAGCCGAGUCUAUCGCCCUCGCAACCCUCGAGCCAGCCUCGCAGAAAGCCGGUGCGACCAGCCAGCCCGCAAUUCCAGUCGCCGAAACGUCCGCUGCGAAGUACGAGAACGGCCGUGUCCUUCUCAAAGGCAAUCCCCUCAAGACGACACCGGAGAUUACAUGUCCGCACUGCAAGCUGCCACGUUUGAUGCACCCAAUCAUGGGCAAGGGUAUGCAGAACCCAGAUCUUACGAAGGAGUACUGCAUGUUGUAUCCUUGGGUUCAGCGAUCAGGCCACGAUGUCUACGGCAACCCGUUCCCCACCGACAUGGCUAAGUCCAAGAAAGAGCGGGAGCUCAUCAAACAGCAGCAAAAGAACGCCGACAAGGAGAGUGUCGGCACACCAGGCUCACAAGAUACGGAGAUGGCCGGCGACACCAAAGAGAUCAAGCUCAACACUGGCGGCAAGCCCGCCUCAUACAUCCCGUGGCACACCUGCCCGAACUGCAAGCGUUCGUUGCUCAUUACGCGCUUCGCACAACACUUGGAGAAAUGCCUCGGCAUUUCAGGGCGUCAAUCAAGUCGGAAUGCCAUGGCCAAACUGGCAGGUCAGAACGGCACAGGUUCAGGUCUCGGCAAUACACCGCUCGGCAGCCGCAUGGGCACGCCCAACCCAGGCUCACAAGGCGACUCUUUAGGUCUCAAAGCUAAGGGCAAGGGCAUCAGUCCUGUGAAGAGACUUGUGCAGGGCGAUGACGACGCAGACGAGCUGGGAGACGACACACCCGAGCGCAAGAAGAAAAAGAAGAGUUCGUACAUAAAGAAAGCGGACCGCGAAAAGGGUGGGAGUUCUGGGAGUUUAAAGGUCAAAAUCAAGACAGGUAGACCUGAGACUGAACGCAAAGCUAGCGAAACAAGCGAACGAAGUGAGGGCAAACGGGAGAGGGAAGGCGACGAGGGUGAAGAGCCGCGGAAGAAGAAGAUCAAGCUCAGUUUGGGAGGAAAAGAGAGGGCGAGUGCCAGUGUGGAACCUGGGGACUGA